AUGCUCGCAGCAGUAAAGAACAGCACAUUCGGAUUCGGAAACUUCUUCAUCCGCUCAUUUGCCAAGGAGGCAGUCAAGGAAACAGAUGCAGAUAAGUUAUUCCAGAGAGUCAACAAGAUCAUUGAAGAAAAAGUCAGACCAUUCAUCAAGCAGGACCAUGGAGAUAUUGAACUUGUCGAUAUUAAGAAUGGUUGCAUGAUUGUUCAGCUCGAAGGCGCUUGCGAAGGCUGUGGAUGCAAGAACACAACACUUUACAAUGGUGUUCUUGGCACAGUUCAAGAAGAAAUCCCAGAAAUUACAAACAUCCGCCAAAAGAUGCCAUUUGACGACUUCGAAUAA
Messenger RNA from Trichomonas vaginalis G3, 339 nucleotides. RefSeq names its product NFU1 iron-sulfur cluster scaffold. The record is from RefSeq and is a predicted model, not a curated record. Gene Ontology annotation, molecular function: iron ion binding; iron-sulfur cluster binding. Lineage: Eukaryota; Parabasalia; Trichomonadida; Trichomonadidae. Gene Ontology annotation, biological process: iron-sulfur cluster assembly. The transcript has a single exon. Bases 1 to 339 code for a protein of 112 amino acids.